Aspergillus ibericus CBS 121593 is the source of this 1785-nucleotide messenger RNA. RefSeq names its product triacylglycerol lipase family protein. The coding region runs from base 1 to 1785 and encodes 594 amino acids. Gene Ontology annotation, molecular function: triacylglycerol lipase activity. Gene Ontology annotation, biological process: lipid metabolic process. The record is from RefSeq and is a predicted model, not a curated record. The transcript has 4 exons. NCBI's taxonomy places the organism in Eukaryota, Fungi, Ascomycota, Eurotiomycetes, Eurotiales, Aspergillaceae.
AUGGAGACUUGGGGGACCCUUUGCGGACUAUUCGCCGCGGUGCUUAGCAUGAUGCUCGACGUGGCGUUGUUCUGGAAAGAACGAUUACUCUCCUGGUGGAGAUCCAAGUCUCCCCAGAAGCGACUGCAGCAUGCUCUGGCUACAGCACGCACCUUUGAGGAAUGGGAAGAAGCUGCUUUCGAACUGGAUGAGCUCCUCAGCAUGGACCUAUGGCGUCAGAAUCAUACUAGCCGGCAUUACGACUACCGGCUAAUUGCAGGUAGAUUGGAGUCUCUCAUGAACGCUCGAGCGGAAGAGGAUAUCUUGAAUCUAGUUAACCUCCUGCGGUCCGGGUUACUUCGCAAUCUAGGCAACAUCACCUCUCCCAAUAUGUUUCUGCACGCCUAUGCCGGCACCAAACUUCUCAUCGAUGACUAUAUCACGCAAGUCGCGCUCUCCAUUCAGCAAGUCACGGCCCUUCAGACUGCCCCGAUCCACGACAGUGGUUUCACCUCGCAAGCAAAGCUCGAACUUCUGCACGAUACCCGGCAGGCGUUCGGCAGAACGACCCUACUUCUACAAGGCGGGUCCAUCUUUGGACUGUGUCAUCUCGGAGUGGUAAAGGCCCUCCAUUUGCGUGGUCUCCUGCCAAGGAUAAUCACCGGAACAGCGACUGGGGCACUCAUCGCGGCCCUGGUGGGCGUUCAUACCGAGGAUGAACUGCUCACGUUCCUCGACAGCGACGGGAUCGAUUUGAGCGCCUUCGAUCGUCGGCGGAGGAUGAAGACGCCUGGCGAAGACAGUUGGUGGCUGCCGUCUGAUCUCGAAGACAGUUGGCUGGGGACUCUAUUCCGACGGAUAAAGCGGUUCAUCCAGAAGGGUUAUUUCUUCGAUGCGGAGGUCUUAGAGGAAUGCGUGCGCGCCAAUCUUGGCGACCUGACAUUUGAAGAAGCUUAUGCCCGGUCCAAGCGCAUCCUGAAUAUCACGGUUGCUACAUCGAACAAGAAUGCGAGCCCGAAUCUGUUGAACUACCUGACUGCCCCGAAUGUGUUAAUCUGGUCUGCCGCUGUAGCUUCCAACGCCUCCAACACCUCGUUCUACCAGCCAGUCACGAUAUACUGCAAAGAUGAAACCGGUUCAAUUGUGCCUUGGCCGCAUUCUCGGGACGCAACCUUUCAAUCCUGGCGUCACGUCCACUACAACGACGGGGAAUCACCACUGGCCCGGAUUGCCGAGCUAUUCAACGUCAAUCAUUUCAUUGUAUCGCAGGCGCGACCAUACCUGGUCCCGUUCCUGCGGUCGGACUUGAACCUGCUAGACCGGCGCCCAACCGGCCAGUGGAACAUCACGCAGACUCUGAUGCGUCUCAUCAUAGCGGAGAUCCGCCACCGUCUCCGACAGCUGGAUUACCUUGGUCUACUCCCGACCACUCUCGCACGGCUCCUCAUUGAGGAGACCAUCCCCGGACCCAAUCUCACCCUCGUGCCUGAUCUCUCCUUGAUGGAUUUCACCAAACUCUUCCAGAACCCAAACAAAGACAGUCUUGCCCACUGGUCCCUGAAAGGGGAACGGGGCGUCUGGCCCGCCGUGAGCGCGCUAAAAGUGCGCUGCGUCAUUGAGAUCGAGCUUGACAAGAGCUACCAGAUUGUCCGCCGCCGCCGACCCGCAGAGAACGCAUCCACCACGCCGCGUCGCGUACCCAACGAGGGACUCCCGCGUCGACGCCGAGGAUACAGCAUUGACUACGCCAGAGAUGCGAUGAACUUCUCGGGCAGUUUAGACUGUCAAGAUGAUUCCAAUUAUUGA